This is a messenger RNA of Didymodactylos carnosus, 1386 nucleotides long. The record is from the annotation of a GenBank genome assembly. Lineage: Eukaryota; Metazoa; Rotifera; Eurotatoria; Philodinida; Philodinidae.
AUGUCUAAUAAUAAUGAAACGUAUAGUGGAAAUAAUCGAAAAUUACUUGUUAUAUUAAAACCGGAUGAUAAUAAUUUGACAACUUCCGAUUAUAAACGUUAUAAACAAUUAAAAACAUUAAAAUAUCAAGAUACUCGUUUAUUAACUAGAACAACAAUAAAACAGCAACAACAAUUUAUUUUUGUUGUUAAUUAUUUUCCAAUUAUUACAAAAAAAUUAAUAAAACAAAAAUGUUUAUAUUAUAUUCAAAGGUUAUUCUAUUAUUUAUUGACGUUAUUAUUAUUAAGUAAUAAUAUACAACGACCCGUUGUAUUUUUAUCACUAUCAUCAAUUAGAUUUAUGUCCACAUAUGCUAAUUUAACAUAUACAACAACAACAGCAUCAACGACUAUUCGAAACAUCAAAACAUCGUCUAUUACACUAAAACGAACAACAUUAAAAAUUAAUGAUCAAUGUCAAUUAAUUAAUGAUAUAAAUAUUGAAACUAUUUGUUCAAGAACGUGUUCAAGAUCAUCAUCACCAUCAUCUUAUUCUCUUCAAGAAGAUAAUGAUGUUGAAUAUAGUACUAGAAUAUUAUUAGCGAAUAUUAAUUUACCAUUUUGUAAAAAUUAUACAUUAAUACAAACGUUAGACGACAAUGAUUCGAUAUCAAUAUUGAAUACAUCAACAACUACCGAACAAUGUAAAGAGAUAAUAGAUAAAUUACGUAAAUAUGAUAAUGAAGCAAAAGAAGCAACAGAUAUUUUCAAUAAAUACAUGAAAGCAAUGGAUUGUGAUUCGAAUGAUAAUAGAUUUUCAAUUAACGCUAUCUGUGAUAAUUGUAAGCAAGCUUAUGAGCAAUGGGCUUGUUCAAUACGUAUUCCAUUUUUUUAUCGUGGAAAUCUGAUACAGCCUUGUAAAAAGAUCUGUGAUGAAGUUGAAAGAGUUUGUCCAACAUUUCGGCCAUCAGACCGAGAGCCUUUCUUUGCUGGUCAACCAAUAUUUGUAUGCAGUGGUGAACUGAUCCCUAAUACAGAUUAUGGUCAAAUACCUUAUUGUUAUGAUACGUGUCAUUUAGCCGGUUCACAAAAAAGUCAUUCCUCCUCACAAUCAUCACCGUCUUCUUCAUUAAAUGCUCUAACAUCGUCUACUUCUUCAUCAUCAUCAACUAGUAAUAUGUGUUUCGAAAUUAUGUUAACUCGUCAACAGUUAGCUAGUACUACGUCAAAUAUUAACACUACACAAUCUUUAUUCUAUUCUCUAAUAAAUAACGAAACAAAUAUAUUUUCUAAUUAUUCUUCAUCAGCAUUGUCAUACCGUCUGGUAAACAAUAUUUACAAUACGUUGUUAUAUUUUGUUAUUACUAUUAUGUUAUCAUUAAUAUUAUCGUCUAUUAUUUCCAAAUGA